AUGGAGAAGACUUUGAACAGAAUUCAUCCAGUUUCUGAUCCAGAAGCAACAUAUUUUCUACAAGUAUCAUGGGAAAAAGAUUUAGGCACUGGCUUUGGUAUAUUACUUAGUGAUGGUCAAUGUGCAUGGACUGGGACAGUGUCUGAAGCUGAAAUUUCUAGGGAGGCUGCUGACAUGGAAAUGAAUAGAGGAAAGUAUGUCGAAGAACUGAAGAAAGCGUUGAUAGCUGGAGAAGAAUCAGCUGGCAAAUAUAACUUUGCUAUUUCAAGAGAUGAAGAAAAUAUGGAGUGUCACUUUUCCUAUGAAAGAAAUCUGAAAGAUGGCUCUUUUAGACUUGGAUCUUUGAAGCUACAGAAAGUUUCAAGUCCGGUGGAGGUGGUUAAGGAACUGAUUGGUUACUGCCUAGACUGCCUGGGAAGACUGAAGGCAAAAAAUGAGCACCUGCAAAAAGAAAAUGAAAGGCUUUUCAGCGACUGGAGUGAUGUGGAGAAGCGGCUGGAAAAAUGUGUGGAAGCUAAAGAAGAACUAGAGGCAGAUCUUUAUAACCGGUUUAUUUUGGUGCUGAAUGAAAAGAAGGCAAAGAUAAGAAACUUACAGAAGUUAUUGAAUGAAGCGAAAGAAUCUGCAGCAGAUGCCAAAUGUACAAGUUAUUCACCUGCAGAAGCACCAGAACAAAAUUAUUCCCUUCUGGGUAGCCCAGAUGUCAUUGAUACUGCUCCAAGAAGAAAGCGAAGACAAAGGAUAGCAAAGCAUGCUGGGACAGGAGCUAAGAUGGCUACUUAUGAGACAGAACUGCCAGCCAAGGAAAAACCUGGUCUGGCCUCACAGAAGACAUCAGUCAGGCACUCCCUGGAUGUGAUGUCUCUCGAAACACUGGAAAACACUUGUGAGCCAGAAGACCUCUUUGAUGACAUCUAG
Molecule: messenger RNA, 918 nt
Organism: Nipponia nippon (crested ibis)
Lineage: Eukaryota; Metazoa; Chordata; Aves; Pelecaniformes; Threskiornithidae
Source: RefSeq, a predicted model, not a curated record